AUGAAUUGGGGGUACCGGAUGAGCAUCGCGGUUGUUGCGUUGGUGAGUGUCUUUGUGGUUGUGUUCUACACGGUGUUACCACCAGGUGCUAAUGCUGUAUCUCCAUUGCCUGUGAUACGUAUUAUUUCAUCUGUACAGCGCCUGACAGACCCUCGAGAAAAGCUGCUGUUUGUUGGUGACGUCCACGGCAGGUACGAUGCAUUGUUGCAACUGAUCGACACCCAGUAUGGUGGCAUAGAUGCUGUGGACGAGCACACAAAGAUUGUUCUGCUGGGGGACUUCUUGAUGAAGGGCCCACAAUCCAAAGAGGUCGCAGACUACAUACUCUCCCACAAAGACAAGAUUGCGUGUCUUCUGGGCAACACUGAAAUCACCGUGUUGCUAUCUGCUGUGAAUCCUUUCUACCGGUUCCGCAUGCGGAACCCGCUCGUGUUCUCGCACAACAAGACCGUCUCAAGUGCCAUGCGGGACAGCGCACACGAACUGAUCUUCGAACCUAAGGGGAAACACCGCGCUAUGGUAUCCGAGCUCGGGUACCCACGGUUGUCCCGUCUUGCAGAACACUGUACGAUCGCUGCAAAGUUCGACCUUACACUGACUGGCUCGACUCUGUACGGUGUGCAUGCGGGGAUGAUCCCUGGCGACUUUUCCGAUGAUGAGCACGCCCUAUCAAGCGUAGCAUCUCUCGUGAACAUGAAGUACGUCAACGGCAAGAACAAGACGCAAACGGCACGGAAACAGAGCUCCCUACCGCACGCGAAGAGGUGGUACAAAUUGUGGGAGGGCACGCGGUCCCCCGUCACGGUGCUCUACGGGCACGACGCAAGCCGCGGACUCAACCUGCGCAAGCACACCAAGGGACUCGACUCUGGGUGUGCCCGUGGCGGGCAAUUGAGUGCUCUAGAGUACUCCUACAACACUGGAGACCACGAGUACACGGCCCAACUGCUACAGGUCCACUGCUGA
Messenger RNA from Huiozyma naganishii CBS 8797, 966 nucleotides. It is a transcript of the gene PPN2, whose product is annotated as putative serine/threonine-protein phosphatase. The record is from RefSeq and is a predicted model, not a curated record. Gene Ontology annotation, molecular function: phosphatase activity; endopolyphosphatase activity. Lineage: Eukaryota; Fungi; Ascomycota; Saccharomycetes; Saccharomycetales; Saccharomycetaceae. Gene Ontology annotation, biological process: polyphosphate catabolic process. Gene Ontology annotation, cellular component: cytoplasm. The coding region runs from base 1 to 966 and encodes 321 amino acids. The transcript has a single exon.